Molecule: messenger RNA, 499 nt
Organism: Protopolystoma xenopodis
Lineage: Eukaryota; Metazoa; Platyhelminthes; Monogenea; Polystomatidea; Polystomatidae
Source: the annotation of a GenBank genome assembly
CUAGAUUGACUGGAUUCUUCAGUAUGAUCCCCCUGAUGAUGCAAAAGAGUACAUACACCGUGUCGGUCGUACAGCUCGGGCAGGACAAGUUGGGAGUGCUCUGCUUGUACUCCGGCCCCACGAGCUCGAAUUUUUGGGCAUUUUAAAAACUUCGCGAGUCAAGGUAGUGGAGUACGAGGUUGCGACUUCAAAACUUGCUGAUGUACAACCUGCUCUUGAAAAAUUGGUUUCUUCAAAUUAUUUUCUUAGUUUGUCUGCCCAAGAAGCGUUCAAAAGCCUUGUCCGAGCCUAUGCCUCAUCUAGCUUAGCUUGCUUUAAUGUGGGCCAGCUCGACCUCAGUGCUGUCGCAAAAAACUUUGGUCUUUCUAUUGUCCCUAUGGUCGAUUUAAAUGUGCAUGCGUCAAAACAAGCAAAUUUUACAGGCAGAAAAAGGUACAAACCAUCAUUUCAAUCUGAGGCCAUGGCAAGGAAGUCUAAAAUAUACAAAAAAGUCCGUUAA